Prunus armeniaca (apricot) is the source of this 1176-nucleotide messenger RNA. Lineage: Eukaryota; Viridiplantae; Streptophyta; Magnoliopsida; Rosales; Rosaceae. The record is from the annotation of a GenBank genome assembly.
AUGGCAGCAGUCACCAGCUUCUCCAACUUCUCCACUACCCAAACUCUCUUUCUCUCUUCACCAAACAACCCUCAGCAUUUCUCUAUAUCCCCAAAAAGCCUCUCUCUCACUCUCAUUUCCCGCAGUAAAGUCACCACAACUCCCUCCGUCUCAUUCACCACCCCCCGCCUCACCCGCUUCUCCUUCAUCGCCAGCUCAUCCGCCGCAUACGGCGGUGACCCCCCUCCUGGCGGCGGGGUAGGCGGCGGAGGUAACAACAAUAACAAUCAGGACAACGGUGGCGGUGAUGACGGCGGUGAGGACCGGGAGCGGAACAAGGUGGAGGCCGUGGCGGCGAUAGCGGAGGCGGGGCGGUCGUCGGAGAGCCUGCCCAAGGACUUGGUGGCGGCAAUAGAGGCGGGCCGUGUGCCGGGGUCUAUUGUGAGAAGGUUCUUUGAGCUGGAGAAGUCGGCGGUGUUCAGGUGGCUGCUUGGGUUUGAUGGGUUUAAGGAGCGGUUGCUUGCGGAUGACUUGUUCUUGACUAAGGUUGCUAUAGAGUGUGGUGUUGGAAUAUUCACCAAGACUGCUGCAGAGUUGGAGCGGCGCCGCGAAAAUUUUACCAAAGAGCUGGAUUUUGUUUUUGCGGAUGUGGUGAUGGCCAUUAUAGCCGAUUUUAUGCUUGUUUGGCUUCCUGCUCCUACUGUUUCACUUCGACCUCCUCUUACUGUCAGUGCGGGGCGUCUUGCUAAGUUCUUCUAUGGGUGUCCUGAUAAUGCUUUUCAGGUAGCUUUGGCUGGAACAUCUUACUCACUCUUACAGAGAAUAGGUGCAAUAGUGAGAAAUGGAGCUAAACUAUUUGCAGUCGGGACUGGUGCAUCUCUGGUUGGUACGGGUGUAACAAAUGCAUUGAUUAAUGCACGAAAAGCUAUCGAUAAAUCUUUUGCUGGUGAAGCAGAGGAUGUUCCCAUAUUAUCAACUAGUGUAGCCUAUGGAGUUUAUAUGGCAGUUUCUAGCAAUCUAAGGUACCAAGUUCUCGCUGGAGUAAUCGAACAACGAAUUCUAGAACCCUUGCUACACCAACACAAGAUUAUACUGAGUGCAAUUUGCUUUGCUGUUCGAACAGGCAACACAUUCUUGGGGUCCUUGAUGUGGGUUGAUUAUGCACGGUGGGUUGGAAUUCAAAAGAUACGAGAUUAG